Molecule: messenger RNA, 588 nt
Organism: Tuber melanosporum (Perigord truffle)
Lineage: Eukaryota; Fungi; Ascomycota; Pezizomycetes; Pezizales; Tuberaceae
Exons: 1
Coding region: 170-499 (109 amino acids)
Source: RefSeq, a predicted model, not a curated record
GGAACGUCUGGUCACGGAGCCAAACCCGGCUCCAAGAGUCUGUUCACGGCUUCAAGACGCUGCUUUGGGGCUGCCCGGAGCACCAUCCAAGACCACUACGAGUGAUAAUAUACAAGCUCCCCACUGGAGCGCGGAACAUGCCGUUUCCAGCGCGAAGCUGGCAAGAACUAUGAUAGCCUAUCACAUUGCGACAGCAGGGGAGUCUGCGGAAACCCACCAUCAACCAGGAAGGUAUCAUACCCCUAUUCCUUUCCUCGCUGCAUACAGACCGAGGUGUCAUACCACGGUGCUGGUGUCAUGCAUGGUAAUCAAGGGCCAAGUACGGUACAGUACGACACUCCCAAAGAGUAGGAUCUCUCUGGAAAAAGGCUGGGUUGAUGAGGGUCAUGGGCGGCUGGAGUGUGUAUUCGUUGAUGGGUCGUGGAUUUAUUUUUCUUUUCUGAAGGAACAAGAAAAUGGACUCGUGGGUAACUUGAGAGGCACCCAGAUCCGUACGUAGCAACUCCCCCUUAUAUCCUCUUCUUUUCUUUGAGAGUAAGGCGGGUGAACAUAGUACUGAAAUAGAUGCUCCACCAGGUGGACCGUCAG